Molecule: messenger RNA, 1776 nt
Organism: Colletotrichum higginsianum IMI 349063
Lineage: Eukaryota; Fungi; Ascomycota; Sordariomycetes; Glomerellales; Glomerellaceae
Product: Laccase TilA
Exons: 4
Coding region: 1-1776 (591 amino acids)
Molecular function (GO): oxidoreductase activity; copper ion binding
Source: RefSeq, a predicted model, not a curated record
AUGGCAACCUUUACACGAUGCGCAGUUUUCUCUCUUCUCGCCAGUGCGAGUCUGGCGGCGCAAACGAGGAGGUACAACUUCACAAUCACGAACCAGUGGGAUACCGGAGAUGGUCAUGGGCGACCCGUCUUUGCCAUCAACGGCAAGACGCCGGGACCACUUAUCGAGGCCGACGAGGGUGACGAGAUUGAGGUGUUCCUUGAGAACCAACUGGCUUUUGAGACGACCAUGCACUGGCACGGCAUCUACCAGAUCGACAGGCCUUGGAACGACGGCGUGCCUGGGGUGACGCAGUACUCGAUCCAACCCCGCGACACCUACACUUACCGGUUCACAGUUCAGCAACAGUACGGAAGCUAUUUCUAUCACGGCCACUUCGGCCCUGCCUUUGCAGAUGGAAUGCGAGGCCCCAUGUGGAUAGCGCCCGCAGCCUGGAGACCGAGGCCGUAUGAGCUCAUCUCGUCUUCAGCGGCGGACGUCGAUGGCAUGAGGCGUGCCGAGAGGAGCCCGAAGCACGUCGUCAUCAGUGACUGGAACGCUGAGCCGAUGGACAUCCUGCUCAUCAUGUACCGAGACACCGGCGUCGUCCCGUGGUGCAGCAACUCGAUCGUCCUGAACGGCAAGGGAAGGACCUUUUGCCACACCAAAGAGCUGAUCGAGUCCGUCGGCGGGCCAGGGAGAGACACCCUUGGAUGUAUGACACAACCGGGCCAGAGGGAAUUCGCAAACGAACAGACCUGCAAGGAGACGAUCGCCGACCUCGAAGUUUUUGAGGCCGAGAGCGGGGAGGAGUGGGUUUGGAUCAACUUCAUCCACUCCGGGGCGCAUCACGAACUGCAGAUCAGCGUGGACGAGCACGAGUUCUACGUCGUCGCGGCCGAUGGAGAGUUUGUGCACCCGCAAAAGGUCCACGCUGCCAACUGUAACCUCGGGGAGCGCAUCAGUAUCCUGGUCCAUCUGAACCAAAAACCCGGCGACUACGCGGUGAGAGUCACAUCGCUUCGGAAGGAGCAAGUCAUCCAAGGCCUCGGCAUCCUCCGUUACCCCGGGCAGAAGAACGAGGGAAAGCAGGGCGUUCCCGAUAGCAAACCUUGGGUCCAUCUCAACGGCACUCUCAUCUCGCCGUCAUCGGUGGCCAUGGACGAGACGAAGCUCGCGCCGUACCCUGCUCGACCGCCGCCGGCCAAGGCGGACAGCACUGUGAGAUUCUUCGUCAACAUGACCGGCCCCAGCAGCUGGGCUCUGAACAUCGGCCCUCACCAAGCCUUCCGUCAACAGCUGCCCCCGUUGCUGUGGGACGAGACCUCCCGCGGCGAGACGACCUACGGGGACGAGGCGCAGGGUGCGUCGCUCCGGAACGGCACCGUGGUGGACAUCAUCUUCGAGAACGGCGCCAACGUCACCUCGCAGCACCCGUUCCACAAGCACAACAGCAAGGCCUUCAUCAUCGGCACCGGGUCCGGCGGGUUCCCCUGGCCGACGGUCGAGGACGCGAUGCGCGAGGGAGACAUGGCGAAGCACUUCAACCUGGUCGACCCGCCGAACCGGGACGGCUGCAGGCUGGGGAACAGCACGGGCGACUGGGCCGUCAUUCGAUACGAGAUCGCGUUUCCGGCGGCCAGCAUGCUUCAUUGCCACAUGAUCCACCACUUUGCGGCCGGGCAACAGGUCGUGCUUCUGGAGGGAGUCGAGUCCAUGGCAAAGAUCCCGGCCGAAAUGAAGGACAGAGUGCACUCGGAUUUCAACCCGCCCCUCCGAUACGGCCCCUUGGAUUAA